AUGAAGCUCUUCGCCGCCAUCGUCCUUGCAGCUCUUGCUGUUGUCGGUCUUGCGAGCCCUACCAUCGAGGCACCCGCGUCCUUCAUUAUGACAGAUGCCCAGUUCAAGAACUGGCUCGCAACCACCGAUGCCGAGAUCACCUACGCUGGCGAGCCGCCCAUUGACAACCCGCUCGCUGAGCGCGACACCCAGAGCCUCCAGAUCACCUAUUGCACCCAUCGCGCGAACAACAUCUGCGGUGGUCGCUGCACUGUCUACCGCGGCCCUUCGCCAGCGUGCGUCGAUGCCCCCGACACUAAUUGCAUAGCGUCGACUAGGGACGUAGGCUUCUGUACCAGGAAGGAUUGUCACCCAACGUGCCAACAGCUUUCCCACUGCGCGACCCAGCUUGCGGACGGCUUCUGCUUCACCCCAAACACCAAUUCUAUCAUAGUCGGCCCCGCCUAG
Molecule: messenger RNA, 447 nt
Organism: Cyclocybe aegerita
Lineage: Eukaryota; Fungi; Basidiomycota; Agaricomycetes; Agaricales; Hemipholiotaceae
Source: the annotation of a GenBank genome assembly